AACUACAACAUUUCUGGUCCUUCGAACCGGAUGUUCUCAACGAUUCAAAAGACCAUGGAAAACGCCGAAGAUUCAGCAGCAGUUGUAAACGGAAAUGAAAUUCUUCAGCAGGAGCAACCUGUGUACGCCAUCCUGCAAUCAGAACUUGACCGUAUAGUGUCGCAGCGUGAUCACGCAGUGACUCGCUUAGAACAAAUCAUCGCGACAGUAGCAGUUUUCCAAAACGAUGUGGCUCUUCUGGAAACCAGAAGAGAUAUGUUAAAAGACUGUUACCAAAAAUAUGAUCAACAGCAGAGCGCACUGGAACAAGUUAUGCCAGAAGAAGUGGAAAGCCGAACGCAAGUAGAAGUUAAGUAUUUAUCAGGACUAUCAAUGUUUGAAAAACUGAUUAAAGACAAAAGUUCGGAGGGAAACGCUCCUAUCAGCAGAGACUCAGUGCGGUUGCCAACGGUAGACCUUCCGAUCUUCGGUGGUUCCGGCGAGAAUUGGCUGGAGUGGAUUGAUAAAUACAAUUCACUAAUCCAUCGGAGGAACUCAUUGUCAAUAAUUCAAAAAUUCGAGUAUCUUAAACUUUCUCUUCGAGGAGCGGCGCUUGGACUAAUUGAUUCACUACCCACCACCGAAUCAAACUACGCCAUUGCCUACGACCUUCUCAUCCAGCGGUACAAUAACCCCAAACUUCUCAUUCAGAAGCAUACGCGAGAACUAUUCGAGUUGAAUCCAGUGGGUGUGGAAUCAGCUGCGGCCUUGAGAAACUUAUUUGAUUCCGCCCGCAAAAAUCUGAGAUGUCUGCAGAUCCUGGAGCAACCAGUAGAUUCUUGGGAUGCGAUUUUGAUUCAUUUGAUGUCAAAUAAGCUGGAUUCCACGACGCGAAGGGAAUGGGAGUCAUCAGCAUCCGGUACGAAACCACCCUGCUAUGAACAGCUGGAGAAAUUUGUCAUCAACAGGUGCCAAGUGCUAGAUGCAAUGCCACCAAAAGCUAGGCAAACGUUUGAGCCACCGCCAGCGAAACGACCGAGGCCAGAGCUACGUGCACUUACCGUAACUCGGCGAAACGAAACACACGGCUGUUGCGUUUGUGGAAGAGACCACCCAGUAGCUAGUUGCCACAGAUUCAACGCAAAAUCAGUAGAGGAAAAACUAAAAGUAAUCAAACGAUUUGCCCUUUGCUUUAACUGCUUGAAGGCAAACCAUACGGCCGAACUUUGCCGCAACCGGGGGUGUCUUAAAUGCAACAGAAGACACCAUACGUUGAUUCAUCGCGAUAAGCUAGCCAGGGCAACCAGUGCUAACCAUGACCGCAAGGGACAGACGGAGAAUAAGAGUGAGUAAAAAAGUUGAAAGGAUCCAGUCAGUGAUACAUUGUUUUACUUGUCAUUUCUUUUAUCUCAA
Messenger RNA from Armigeres subalbatus, 1392 nucleotides. RefSeq lists its product as uncharacterized. Lineage: Eukaryota; Metazoa; Arthropoda; Insecta; Diptera; Culicidae. The coding region runs from base 31 to 1332 and encodes 433 amino acids. The transcript has 2 exons. The record is from RefSeq and is a predicted model, not a curated record.